AUGUACGGUCCGGAACGUACAUCAGCGCUGCGUACAUAUCGGAACAAUGCUCAUGGCCGUCAAAGGAUUAAUACACUCUCAAAUCACAAAUCCCUCAUGGGAUCUUCCAGUCUCAUAAGCUGCCCAGAAUGCGUGAAGUCAGUGGAAGUAAAGUAUAUUGGAGAACAUCUGGAGUUUGUGCAUAAGUAUACCAUAGAAGAACGCAGAAUCAUAUUGGGAUUUCUUGCUAAGGAUCGAGCCACACUGGCAUCAGUUUACCCAUUUAAAUGUGAUGUGUGUUUGGAGAGUUUUCAGACGAAACGGAAACUUAGCUCUCAUCAAAUAGGAGUGCAUAGUCCCAUAGAACCUUCAACAGAGAACGAAUUCGAAUGCGCAUUUGCUGAAUGUGAGCAGAGCUUCGCGACAUCUGAAGACUUCGUAAGUCACUGUGCUAUCAGCCAUUCUGCUGGAUCUCACCAUCGGUUCGAAAUCAUCAACGAGUCAUUCCAGGAUAUGCAAGAGUUACUGGACUGGAAAGCAGAUAUUGAAGAACGGACAUGUACUUCGUUCCGAAUCAGACGCAGUAAUGAUCGCCAUACCACAGAGUUCGAAUGCCAUCGCGCUGGCUCUAUCAUUCCGUCGAAGCCUUCCACUGACGUUAUUUCACCCAAGACACAUUGUACAGCUUUCAUGAAGUGUUGGAUAAGGAAAGAUGGUACUGUGGAAGUCAUCGCGUGUACUGAGCAUCUUGGGCAUGAGAAAGAUCCGAGAAAGUUGCUGCUUAGCGAGAAACAAAAAGACGAACUUCAAGGACUUAGUGCUCCUGAAAUCUUCAAGAAAGUACGAAAGAGAUAUGGCGUUAUGUCUAGAAUGCACUUUGUGACCGAUGCUGACUUGGCGCUACUUUUUGACAGCAAAUAUAUCCAUGAACGAGUUUUUGGAACUCAGAAGAAGAAUUAUACAUGUCCGGAAUGUGACGAGGGGCCGAUGCCCAUUCAGCAGUUACGGAAGCACAUAGGGGAAAUUCAUGGGCGUGUGGCAAAAAUAGCAAAUGCGGCAAUAACGGCAAACGGCAGUGGCAAGAACGGAAGGAAAUGGGAUAACAUAUACUACUCUUGCAAAGAGUGUCAAUUUCUUUGCUUUACCGAAUCAGUUUUGGACACACACGUUAAGGUUAUAGAGAAUGAGGAAGGUGUUUUGGAUUGCAUAGGUUUUUUUGGACAUCUUGGCCAUCAAUCAGAUUGUGGUGUUUCUGCAGAUGUCGUUAAGAAGGAGAUAGAAGCAGAGACGGAUAAAGACGAAACUACUAUUAAAGUGAAAGGUGAUGAAAUUCAACCGUGUUGUCUUUGCGGUAAUGUUACGGUGCCCGAGUUAGAUGGGAUGAUGAUUAUUGAAAAUAAUUGGAGUUGUUGUAAUGUGGGAGAAUGCAAAGCAGUCGCUCAUAAUUUGUGCAUACAACUUCUUGGAGGAACAUGCUUGCAGUGCGAGAGAGGAGUGCUGAUAGAGGCUAAUGCACCUACUGGAGGUGGCUUGGAAAUAGCCAGCUUAUCGUCAUCACCAGCAUCAACAGCAUAUCAGUCGGUGUUACUGUGCACGACAGCGUUUUGUUGGUUAUGGAAUCCAAGUGCCACGUGA
Angiostrongylus costaricensis is the source of this 1614-nucleotide messenger RNA. Lineage: Eukaryota; Metazoa; Nematoda; Chromadorea; Rhabditida; Metastrongylidae. The record is from the annotation of a GenBank genome assembly.